Molecule: messenger RNA, 669 nt
Organism: Brachypodium distachyon (stiff brome)
Lineage: Eukaryota; Viridiplantae; Streptophyta; Magnoliopsida; Poales; Poaceae
Product: BTB/POZ and MATH domain-containing protein 1
Exons: 1
Coding region: 1-669 (222 amino acids)
Biological process (GO): protein ubiquitination
Molecular function (GO): protein binding
Source: RefSeq, a predicted model, not a curated record
AUGGCGAAGCGCUGCAAGAUCUCCCACGAUACCGUAUCCCACUCCGAGAAAGGCUCAUACGUGCUGAAGAUCUCAGGAUACGCACACGCCAAGGAGACCGUGAAGAACGGCGACUACAUCAAAUCCAGCACCGAUUUCACCGUGGGAUCAGAUCACCCUCGCUGGGCCAUGACGUGUUACCCCAACGACAGCAAGCCGGAGCACGCAGAUUCCGUCUCCCUUUACCUCCGCCUUGUCGACUGCUACCGCGACAUCAAGGCCAGGUUCAGGUUCUCUCUUCUCGACGAAGAUGGGGAGCCCGUGCCGGCUUACAACUUUGUCAAUGAUGUUCAUACUUUCUUCGGCAAGAGCUCGAGCCGGGGUCACCCUGAUUUCAUCAAGAAGGCUGAUCUCGAAGCGUCUCCGUAUCUGAGGGAGGAUUCUUUCAGUAUUAGGUGUGAUGUCACCGUCCUAAAGAUCGCCGGCGAAAGGAGGAGUAGUAAAGGUGUGAGAUUUGUCGAUGUUCCGCCAAGCAAUCUGCAUUUGCAUCUCGGCGACCUUUUGAAGAGUCGAGAUGGAGCCGAUGUGAUCUUCUAUGUUGCCGGGGAGAAGUUCUCGGCUCAUCGGUCCGUGCUCUAUCUGCAUCGCAGUUCUUGGGCGCGUCGUGCGUCCCAGCUGUCGGCAUCCUGA